AUGACUGACAGUGGCAAGUGCGCGUUCGUAUUGGGCAUCGAGCUGGUGAACAACAUCGACGGUAGUGUGACAAUGUGUCAGCGACGAUACGUGGACGAUGUUCUCAAGCGUUUUGGCAUGAGUGAUUGCAAGGCCGUCAUCAGUCCAACGGAUAUCAGUUCUCGACUCACACCAAGCGACGCAGCAUCCAAGAACAACGCUCCGUCUCGUGAAGCAGUAGGUGCUUUGAUGCACUUAAUGACCGCGAAAAGACCGGACAUUGCUUUUGUUGUGGGCUACGUUUCGCGUUCCAUGGAGAACCCCAAGUCGAGCAUUGGAUGGCAGUCAAGCGAAUUCUUCGUUAUCUACAAGAAACCAAGUCACACGGCAUCUUCGUUAAACCCGACAACAAGGUGGAUUUAUGUGGCGACUCGGAUGCAGACUAGCCCAGUGAUCAUGAAGACCGCAAGUCGACUUCAGAAUAUGCGUCUAUCCUGA
This is a messenger RNA of Peronospora matthiolae, 477 nucleotides long. NCBI's taxonomy places the organism in Eukaryota, Oomycota, Peronosporomycetes, Peronosporales, Peronosporaceae. The record is from the annotation of a GenBank genome assembly.